This is a messenger RNA of Cladocopium goreaui, 3771 nucleotides long. The record is from the annotation of a GenBank genome assembly. Lineage: Eukaryota; Dinophyceae; Suessiales; Symbiodiniaceae.
AUGGGCGAGAUUGAUUUGAACGAUUUGGAGCAGUUCUGCCUUCUAGGAGAGGAGGGCUUGGAGCCUGAGUGUGCUAUUGGGCGCUUGAACCUGGCCCUGGAGGGUAAACCUGAAAGUAUUGCUAUCAUCCUGAUUUGCCUUGCUGGUGACAGAGUUUUGGCUGGGAUCCCACACAAAGCUUGGCACCGAAGAGCUGCCAACCGUUUGCUUCCAGCUGGCACCCUUGAGAAGCCGCUGAGCCUUGAAGUGGCUGCGUGCUCCCUUGAAAGCCGUCACGAGGCAUUGCCGGGUGGUAAGUGCAAGAUUUGGGUUGGUUUCCUUGCCAAGUCUUGGUUUUCAAGCCUGGACUUUGAUUCGGACGAAGCUGCAAUUCUUCAGUUUGUUUUAUUAGAUUCCGAGGAAGUAUGCGCGCCUUUUGGGGAAGCACUGCAGGCGAUUGCCGGGGACAAGUUCAACGUUGCUUUUGUUGGAAAUUCAGAUCCAGAACCAGCAGCCCGUUUGAAUGCCUUGGAGUCGCAAGUAGCUCAUAUCCGUUCCGGUCUGGAUGCUUUGUUAGCAGCUCAGGGUGUAAGGCCAACAGUUUUGGGAGAAGAGUCUGGAUUUCAAACAGCGGAAGAGGUGGAGGUUCAGAGGCCAAGCCGCCUUGCUACGCCGCCUGGGUUGGGCGCCUUGCCAAAAGCACCUCCAAGGGCCAAAGACAGCGGAACUGCCUUACCUGGCUUGGAUCCAGGUACAGUCGCUGCCGCCCUGCAAUCAGGAGUUCCUAUGAGCCACCUCCAAGCCAUGAGUACUUUGGUGCAGGGGAAGCCAGGCAGGAUGGGAGAUGUGCCCAGGCGCAGCCCACCUGUGCCAGAAAAAGCUAUCGAUCCCUUGGACGACGACGCCGUGGCUGUAGAGGACAUCGACGGCGAGCCGCUGGACCCUGCAAUGGACCCUGUGGCCAAGGCCUUAGUUCAAUUAACCCACAUUGUCAGCUCUAUGAACAAGCAAAAAGGGAAGAAGGAGACCCUGGAAGAGUCGCUCGAUGCACUGGGAGGCCAGAGUUCUGGCUCAGCAGAUCAACCAACUGUGACUGGCAAGAAGCAUGUGAAGGCCAUCGAAGCCUUGAAACAGGCCUUGCGGAAAGAACCACAAGUCAUUUACAACAGCAUAGAAAAGUUGAUGGCCGAAGACUAUGGACUCAUGGGCCACUUGCCCAACGCCUCCUUGCCAAACAUGACAGCAAGGGGGUGGGCGGAGCAUCGGCCGCGAAUCCAGGGAUUCCCCCGAACGGUGAGAUGGGUCUGGGGCGUCUGCGGUAUAUUGGAUUGCCUCCGCAACUCAAACCCGGAGGAAGCCCGGGCCAGAGCAUGCUUGAUGCUCGCCCAAGCAGAGCAAGAGUCGAUCGACAAAGGCAACUUUCUACUUGCACAAGAAAUGUCCCUGGAACCACCACCUCCAUAUGCUUCGUUCACUGCGCAUGUGAUUCCAGAUCCCAUGGAAGUUCAAUUCACCCGGAUCAUGGAUGGCAGGUGGAUAGAUGCCUUUACUGCAAAGCUUCGCGAUGCGGACGAGUACAUCGAGCGCAGGCGGAAGCUUGGGCAACGGGGGGUUCAUGCAAAAGAACAUGGAAACCUCGAAAGCCCCUUGGCCAAAGCCAAGGUCGGGGUCAUUGUCUGGCCACCGACGCUUGCGGUCGGGGACAUCUUGAAGGCUGCCCAUCCAGCAGCCUUCAGGCUGAUUGUGCCUCUUCUACUAGUUUCCAGUGCGACAGAUGGUGGUCUGUACAGUCGACGCUGUGCUGAGAGCCAUUUCAAUGUUCCUGGUUCCGGCGCUUCCACAUUGCGGGCCAACUCCAUUUGGGAGACGGCCGCUAAGCAGGAAAGCUUUGAAGACACACUUGCGAAGCUUAGCAGCUUUGCUGAAAAGAGUUUGCAGAAUCAUGGCCAAUACAAAAAGAAUCAGUUGAUGGAGAAAUUGGAUUGGUGCGAGCGAACAUUUGUCGCAGCUUGUCGUUAUGCUGGAUUGCUGAUCGCGUGGAUGAUGAGUCUCCUGGAUUCAGUCUAUCGUGUCCAAGCUGGUAGGUCCCAAAAAGAUAUCAUCAAACUGCCACAGUGUUUAGUCGAUGAGUUGUACAUUGCUUCGGCUCUUCUGCCACUGGCCGUGACAGACAUUAGAGCGAGUUUCUGCGAAGCGCUGUAUGCUGUUGAUGCUUCAGACUGGGGGGAGGCGGUUGUCAAGGCCGAUCUCAGAUCCAAACUUGAGCGCAUGUUGAGAGGUUCUUUUUGGGCAUGCCCGCAACUCUUGGGUCAUGCCAUUGCGCAAUACGGAUAUCACCUCUAUGAUAAACUUGCACAGUGUGAUUUUGAUAGCCUUGCUUGUGUAUUGACGCCUUAUUUUGCUUUGCCGCCUUACGGAACGACAAACUUGCUUUGGCUCCUCCUGACCAAGUAUUUCGUUGACGGCAGUGCAUGUGCGUUAGCGCCUUCAUUUGCUUUGGCCAUCAUGUGGGACAUCACAGUGAAGCAAGCAGCGUGCGCUUUUGAACCGUGGCUGGCGCAACAUCGUUCGUGUAAUGGUGACCAAGUUUGUAGCAACUGCUGGAAGUGCCCCAUUCCCCGGGCAAGCAUCAGCAAAGCGGUACAGCGGGUAGCUGCAACGCAGGCAAAAGUCGCGAGGACGGCAGCGGAAGAAAAAAAAGUACGUGCCAUCGCCGGUGUCUGGGACGCCAUCGCGGAACGAAAACGCAACAGAGAACAGAAUAGCUCCCAAAUGAAGGACGCAGAGCCGAAGGCAAAACAUCCCAAACAAGAGAACCGAACAGAAAUGAGCACAGACGGGCCUGAAGAUGGACGUGGCCAACGGGAAGACAGCGACGAAAGGCAGAGGGCGGUGCGGGCGACGACUGAUGUCUGGGCUGCCAGCGUGGAACGAAAACGGAAAACAAAGGACACCGCCCAAAUGCAGGAAGCCCAGCCGCAAGCAAAGCAACGUAGAGAAGACGGCGGAACGGAAAGAAGCACAGACAGGCAGGCAGAAAUGAGCUGCAAGCAGCAGAGCAAGGGCAGCGCGACGGAGAUGGUGACGUUGCUGGCAGAUGGAGCACAAGCAGGGGGGAAAGGCUUCGGUUCCCUCUGUGUCGGGGAUUCUCGCCUGGCCACGGAGAAAGUGAUCCGCGCCCUGAUGCGAGCGAAAGGAGACCUUCGUUGUGUCAUGGCCGGUGGAUGGGCCGGGUUAAGCCCAGCAUCUUUGGACGAAACCAUGGAGGACUUUGUGAAGCUCACAUUCGUGGAGCAAAACGUCUUCCAGCUGUCCGCGGUGCCCCACGACUGGCUGCUGCCCUUCUGCUGCGGCGCCGUGCACCACGGCGGCGCCGGCACCGUGGCGGCGGUGUGUCGCGCCGGGAUCCCGCAGGCGGUGCUUCCUGUGGCGUGGGAUCAGCCGUGGUGGGCAGAGCAUUUGGAGCAGAUGGGACUGGGUGCUGCGGCAGAUUUCAUGGUUGAUGAGGACUCACUCUGUGCCGCCUUCGAGCGAUUGGCCUUCGACCCCCAGCUGGCCACGGCUGCAGCAGCACUGGGCACGCAGAUUGAAGGGGAGAGGAACCAAGGGCAGCUGCAAUUGGCCGACUUCGUAGAGCAAUGUCUGGACAUGCCUCACCCCUGGGCGACCGCGACGUGUCCGGCCACAACGCCCCAGCCGCCUCUGUGGUGUCGUAGUGUGGAGGAUUUGGAGGCGCGGUCGCCCAGGGGUUGUUGGGAGAUCUGCAGAAUAUGUUGCCCUCCAGUAAAUUAA